AUGAAUGGCCCAUCUUUGCCAUUGUCCAAGAAAUUGACGCACCUAAAACGAGUCGUUGAAACAACAGCUACAGCAGCAGAGCAAUGCAAGUCUCUCUUAGAACACUGCGCCAAAAUCAAAUCUUUAAGAACCACCAAGGGAGUCCAUGCUCAUACCAUUACACUCGGGCUCCUACAAUCCAUCAACUCGACUCAUUUGCGUUCUCUCCUGACAGCAGCAUAUGCACUCUGUGGUCACACUUCCUAUGCUCCAAAAAUGUUCGAUGAAUUGCCUCAACGAACUUUGCUGUCAUACAGGUCCAUGAUAAGAAUGUACACUCAGAAGGGGUUCCCUAACAUUGCCCUCAAACUCUUCGGGGAAAUGCUGCGAUCGGAUAAACACAAGCCUGAUAGGCAUACAUUUCCUUAUGUGAUUAGGGCGUGCAGUGAUUUGUUCUUACUCCAGCAGGGUGUUGUUAUUCAUGGGUUGACUGUUCUAAGUGGGCAUAUGUGGGAUACUUUUGUGGGAAAUUCACUUUUGUCUAUGUAUUUGAGUUGUGGAGAUAAAGAGGGUGCUAGGAGGGUCUUUGAUGCAAUGCAGGUAAGAACUGUUGUGACCUGGAACACUAUGAUCAGUGGGUAUUGCCGAAAUGAUAGUCCGAAGGAGGCCCUAAUGAUUUACAGGAGAAUGGAAGAUGCUGGUGUUGACGCUGAUUGUGCUACUGUGCUUUCCGUGUUGCCUGCGUGUGGGUGUCUAAAGGACUUUGAAAUUGGCAGAGAGGUUCACUCACUGGUUGAACAAGUAGGUUUUUGGGACAAUUUGUCAGUUCGGAAUGCUGUCGUUGAUAUGUAUGUCAAGUGUGGAAGAAUGGAUGAAGCAAGGUUGGUUUUUGAGAAGAUGAUCGAUAGAGAUGUGGUUACUUGGACUACAAUGAUCCACGGUUUCAUUUCAGAUGGUGACUUAAAAAAUGCACUAUGGUUUUCUCAGAGGAUGCAGCUUGAAGGUGUAAGACCGAAUGCGGUAACUCUAGCAUCCCUUCUUGCUGCAUGUGCCAGUUUGCCACAUUUGAGGCUUGGUAAAUGCCUGCAUGGCUGGGCUAUCAGGCAGGACCUUCAGGCUGAUGUUAAUGUAGAAACUGGCCUUAUUGACAUGUAUGCUAAAUGCAAUUGUUUUAGACUAGGCUAUCAGGUGUUUACAAAGACUAGCAAGAAGAGGACUGUCCCGUGGAAUGCAAUUUUGUCUGGGUGCCUUCAUAAUGAGCUUGCGAGAGAAGCCAUAGAGCUUUUCAAAUUCAUGUUGUCAGAGGCUGUCAAACCUAAUGAUGCAACCCUGAAAAGUGUACUUCCUGCAUUUGCCAUUGAAGCUGAUCUAAGGCAAGCGUUGAGCAUGCACAGCUAUCUUGUAAGAUCUGGAUUUGUUACAAGAACUGAGGUAGCUACUGCUUUAGUUGAUAUAUACUCGAAAUGUGGAAAUUUAGAUAAUAGUCACAAGGUUUUUAGUGGGAUACCCAAGAAAGAAAAGGACAUAAUCUUAUGGAGUACGUUAAUUGCUGGUUAUGGGAUGCAUGGGCAUGGCGAAACUUCUUUGUCAUUGUUUAAUGAGAUGGUGCAAUCUGGGGUCAAACCUAACGAAGUCACUUUCACCUCGGUUUUGCAUGCUUGUGGACAUGCUGGUUUGGUGGAUGACGGUCUUUGUUUGUUCAAUUUUAUGCUUAGAAAUCACUCUGGUAGUCUUAGAACAGAUCAUUAUACCUGUAUGGUUGAUCUUCUUGGUCGAGCUGGCCGACUUGAGGAGGCAUAUGAACUUAUUCAAACUAUGACUUUUGAACCAAGUCAUGCCAUCUGGGGUGCACUACUUGGUGCCUGUGUGAUACAUGAAAAUGUGGAACUGGGAGAAUUGUCUGCAAGGUGGCUGUUUAAGCUGGAGCCGGAGAACACAGGAAACUAUAUACUGUUGGGAAAGAUCUAUUCUGCAGUUGGAAGAUGGAAAGAUGCAGAGAACGUGAGACUUUUGAUGAAUGAAGUCGGACUGAUAAAGGCGCCAGCUCAAAGUGUCAUUGGGUGA
Molecule: messenger RNA, 2043 nt
Organism: Solanum lycopersicum (tomato)
Lineage: Eukaryota; Viridiplantae; Streptophyta; Magnoliopsida; Solanales; Solanaceae
Product: pentatricopeptide repeat-containing protein At5g39350
Biological process (GO): RNA modification
Cellular component (GO): intracellular membrane-bounded organelle
Molecular function (GO): protein binding; RNA binding
Source: RefSeq, a predicted model, not a curated record